Melanotaenia boesemani (Boeseman's rainbowfish) is the source of this 4174-nucleotide messenger RNA. RefSeq names its product kazrin-like. Bases 148 to 1827 code for a protein of 559 amino acids. The transcript is spliced from 12 exons. NCBI's taxonomy places the organism in Eukaryota, Metazoa, Chordata, Actinopteri, Atheriniformes, Melanotaeniidae. The record is from RefSeq and is a predicted model, not a curated record.
AGUUACAACCAUAUCUGCUGUCGAGCCACAGAUUUUUGAAUGAGGAAACCUACAUUUCCAUUAACUCAGAGUUCUGGUUUUCUCUGUUACACCUGCUAACUGGAACAGGCAUCUGGGUGGAUGCAUGAACUCUUUUUUUAAGAUGCAAUGAGGAAUUCUCAUAGAAAACAAGCAAAGCAACGAAGGACCUGUCCCUCUUGGAGGAGCCCAGCCAUGGAGGAGACGCUCACCUGCAGUCGAAGCCCUUUCUCCCAGGUGUUUGGCCGUCAGGGUCAGCUCAUGCAAGCCACUGUGCAGUCCUUGAACAGCCUGAAUGACCAGAUUGCAAGCUUCAUGGUGACUGGACCCAAGUCGCUGGAGAAGGAGGAACAGACCUUCCCCCCUCCUGAAAAGGAAACAAUGCAGAAGUCCAUGACCGUGAUGAGGCACCUUCUCGUUGAUGCUCAGGCAAAAAUCCUGAAAAUGAUGGAUGACAACAAGCAGCUGGCCCAGCGCAUCGAUGGGGCCAUUCAGUCAGCCAGCCAGGAGGUGACCAACCUGAGGUCAGAACUGAGCGCCACCAGCCGCAGACUGGCCGAGCUGGGAGCAACAGACUCCUCUGCCAGCAUGCCUGAGACCCUGCAGCACAACCACAACGAUCCCUCCCCUCACCAGAGGCAGAAGCCACCAGCCACUGAUCUCUGCUACAAGACUGAAAUCAGUAGUCUCAUGGACUUCAAUUCUCCAGAUGCCUCACUGGACAAAGUUCUGUUGCGUGAGGAGGUGGCCCAGCUCCAGGAGGAGGUGCACCUGCUGCGGCAGAUGAAAGACAUGUUGAGUAAAGACCUGGAGGAGACCCAGGGAGGAUGCUCUGCUGACAUGCUCUCCGCCACAGAGCUCCGUGUGCAGCUGGCCCAGAAGGAGGAGGAACUGGAUCGAGCCAAGGAAGCUCUGCAAGCCAUGAAGUCUGACCGCAAGCGUCUCAAGGCGGAGAAAGCCGACCUGGUAAACCAGAUGCAGCAGCUUUAUGCCACACUGGAGAGCCGAGAGGAGCAGCUCCGUGACUUCAUACGCAACUACGAGCAGCACAGAAAAGAGAGCGAGGAUGCAGUGAAGGCUCUGGCCAAGGAAAAGGACCUCCUGGAGAGAGAGAAGUGGGACCUGCGACGUCAGACCAAGGAAGCCACAGAGCACACGGGGAUGCUGCGCUCACAGCUGGACCUCAAAGAGAACCGCAUCAAGGAGCUGGAGGCUGAACUGGCCAUGAUGAGUAACUCUGUCAAUCAGAGAAUGGAGUUCCGGGUGUUUGAGCGGCUUGUGGACAGGGACUACUCUCCUAGGGUCAUGGCGGCCAAACAGUCACUAGCCACCCUGACAAAGGACGUGCCCAAGCGUCACUCUCUGGCAAUGCCCACAGAGGCAGUCGUCAACGGCAACAACCAGGAGUGGGUGAUGCAGGCUGAUCUUCCUCUGACUGCUGCCAUCAGACAGAGUCAGCAGACCCUCUAUGUCCACACAGGGCAUCCCACUGACAGACAAGUGGCUGCUGUGCGGGUGAGCCCGUGCCACUCGCGUCAGCCCUCCAUCAUCUCCGACGCCUCUGCGGUGGAGGGAGAUCGGUCGUCUACACCCAGCGACAUCAACUCACCACGUCAUAGGACUCACUCCCUCUGCAAUUCCCUAGAAGAUCUGGAGGAGGCGAAGCGUAAGAAGAAGAAAGAGAAGAUGGGGUUGGGCUCACUGUCACGUGUCUUCGCUCGGGGAAAGCAACGCAAGUCUCUGGACCCCGGUUUGUUUGAUGGUACUUCAACACCUGAUUAUUACAUAGAGGAGGAUGCAGACUGGUAAAGCACACACGUCUGAGUGAACCACCUGAAGAGCCUUUAUGGCAACUGUCAGAGAACUGCAUUGUGUUGAAUGUGGGGGAGUAUGUGCACAGAUAAGUGUGUGCCCGUGUAGCUGUACCUGUAUGUAUGUGACAAAGUGUGCAUGUGUGUCACUCAUGGUCAGAAGCCAUGUCAGGAGCCGGAGGCACGUCUUGCUUCACAGAAGUGUAAACCUUAACGAGCAAAUUGCACCUGUAUGUAUGUAAAGUCCUGUAAAUAGUGUGAAGAGUGUAACACAGCAACAAUGUGGACAUGCUCGGUAUCUGCCCUCUGAAACCGCUGGGUAAUUGAAAUCGUCUAAUUGUUCUUUACAUUUUGACUUUUGUUUUCACCCAACUGGAAACUUGAAGGACUGCUGUACUUGUAAAUAACAACAGUGGUUGUGCACUUUGUGCGUGUAAAUGUCUCCAUGUCCUGAAUGCAUUUUGUUAUUUUUGACAUGUACUCCCCUCCCCUCACUACUUAAAUUCUUCCCUGUUUAUUGUCCUGCUUGGUCCGAUCCUCCCCUUCCACACUGCCAUGAUGAAAACGGUUUCCUGUAGGCAACAUGCAGACUCCUCAAAUCCACCUCCUUUUUGGUUGUUGGAUAUUACAUCCCUCAACUGCAAAAAAAAAAAAAAAUAAAUAAAAAAAAAUGUGCAGAGGUACUCAUUGAUGUUUACUCAAAGAGACUUCAAAGAAGCUGCUGAGCAUGGAAUCAACUUUGUAUGCAGAACAGUUUGUUCCACAACAUCAUGAAGCCAAACAGGAAAUGCAAGAAAUGUGUUUUCUAUCUGCUCAGAUAGAACGUGCAUACUUACCAUGUUACAUGCAUGCACAUAGUCCCAGUCCCCGAAUGCAUGUUGAACAAAACCCUCCUAAAGACGAAUGUCUUUCCCCAGGUAUGUUGUCAAUAAGGUGCUUUAAAAAGAGAGGUCAGUUACUGAUUUCAUGUUUUUUCAUAAUUUCCUCAGUUUCGAAUGAAGUUAUAAGAUUUGCAAACUUGACCCUCAGUUAUAUUCGCUUUGAUUAAUGUGAUGCUUAACAUCCCAGACUAAACACAGCUGAGUUUUAAUCUCCACCUGCAAGGCAAAAUAUUUAUGUAGAACUCCAUUUGAAAUAUUGAAGGUCAAAAAAGUUGCCAAGAAAAACCCAGCACUACGCUUUGAAUCUUUAAAUAAUUAUUCCACUUAUUCAUGAGGCACGGUGCAAUUUUCUUUUAGUGGGAUUUUAUAGUUGCUUGUUGAUAUCAUUAUAUUAAUACUUUAAAAAGCUGCUGGGAUUACAAUGGGAAAAAAAUCAUAAAGUAGAUAUUAAACUGAUGGUCAAGACUUUUCCAGUCCUCUGGAAUUAAGGUAAUUUUAACUGAUAAUCAGAAUCUCAAUUAAAAGGAGCAGACAUAGUAAGUGCCACUUCUGAAGGUUAAAAAUCAGGAUUUAAGCAUGCUAAUCAACCAAAUGCAUACCUUCUCCCAUGAUCCUGUGACCUCGCCUGAAAUUCUUAUGCAGAGUUCAAGUCACUGCUAAAAAAAAAAGCAAUUAACUUUGUGCUAAAGGUUAAUAGCAUUUCUUCAGGCAAAAGAAUGUCUACAGACACUGGAUUCUUUUCAUCCUUUCACUGGAUUGAGUCGGAGUCUGCACAACCCCCCCAGGAAAUCUUUUCUCUUCCUGACAUUAAACUAACACUGCGUAUUUAUCGGCCUCACCUUAAAACCUCGUAGAGUGCCAGAUUACAUUGGAGCUGUUUAUAAUGACAGUGUUUGUCAGGAGUAUUCAUGUGAGCAGUGAGGAGAUUAUCUUUUCACUUGUAACUCAGCCUACAUUCAGACUCACAUAUUUUUUUGGAUUUCGAUGUAAAUCACUGAAACACAAAUGUCAGUCAUCAUGUAUCCAACCGUAAGCAUAGGAACAAAAGCUCAACCAGUUCUUUUUUUUAAUGACAAUUGAUGAUAUGUAUGGAAAUAUAGGCACAUUCCCUUUUCAUUUAACCAACUUUUAUCUGCUAAUGGGGAAGCAACAUAUCAAAAGCAGCACAUCAUUUCACAUUUUGAGCCAGUCUUUGUUUUUUAUUUUUCACAGAUAUUUUAGUUUUUGUAAAUGAGAUAUCAUUACAGAAAUGAAAUUAAUAUUAUUAUUGUUAUUAUUAUUAAAGAGUUUUAUUUAAAGUCAAAGAUGUAGGCCUCAGUGGAGGACUUCUGUUAUGAAGCCCUGAGAUGUUUAGAAGUAAGUGGAUAGUAGCAACUUUUCAAGGCAUGGCAACAAAACAAUGCUCAAGAGAACUAAAUGAGAAAAAAAAGAUUAUUUUAAAAUAAAUAAAUCAUUUAAAAAGUC